Engraulis encrasicolus (European anchovy) is the source of this 1742-nucleotide messenger RNA. RefSeq names its product teleost multiple tissue opsin 2a (gene tmtops2a). The coding region runs from base 1 to 1197 and encodes 398 amino acids. Gene Ontology annotation, molecular function: G protein-coupled photoreceptor activity. Gene Ontology annotation, biological process: cellular response to light stimulus; phototransduction; visual perception. NCBI's taxonomy places the organism in Eukaryota, Metazoa, Chordata, Actinopteri, Clupeiformes, Engraulidae. Gene Ontology annotation, cellular component: photoreceptor outer segment; plasma membrane. The transcript is spliced from 4 exons. The record is from RefSeq and is a predicted model, not a curated record.
AUGUCUUCCGAAGUGACUUUAAAUUACAGUACCAAUGGAACCGACGAAGACCCGGUGCCGGACUGGGAUGCCUACCCCACCACCCCGCUGACUCGGACUGGACUGAAUGUGGUCGCCGUGUUUCUGGGAACUAUUAUGCUGUUCGGUUUCCUGAACAACCUGGUGGUGCUGAUCCUCUUCGUUAAGUUCAAGACACUUCGCACGCCGGUGAACAUGCUGCUCCUGAACAUCAGCGUGAGCGACAUGCUCGUGUGCAUGUUUGGAACCACGCUCAGCUUCGCCUCCAGCAUCAAAGGACGGUGGCUGGCGGGGAGAUACGGAUGCAUGUGGUACGGCUUCAUCAACUCCUGCUUCGGCAUCGUGUCUCUCAUCUCAUUGGCCAUCCUGUCCUACGACCGCUACAGCACCCUGACGGUCUGCAACAAGCGCUCCCCCGACUACCGCAAGCCCCUGCUGGCCGUGGCCGGCUCCUGGCUCUACUCCCUCGUCUGGACAGUGCCCCCCCUGCUGGGCUGGAGUAGUUAUGGCCUGGAGGGCGCCGGCGUCGGCUGCUCCGUCACGUGGAGGUCCAACACGGUGGGCUCCCACUCCUACAUCAUCUGCCUGUUCAUCUUCUGCCUGGGCAUACCUGUGUUGGUCAUGGUCUACUGCUACGGGAGGCUGCUCUAUGCUGUCAAACAGGUGGGCAGGAUCCGCAAGUCGUCGGCGCGGCGACGGGAGUACCACAUCUUGUUCAUGGUGAUCACCACGGUGAUCUGCUACCUGAUCUGCUGGAUGCCGUACGGCGUGGUGGCCAUGAUGGCCACCUUCGGGCCACGGAACUCCGUCACGCCCGUCACCAGCGUCAUCCCCGCCAUCUUGGCCAAGAGCAGCACCGUCAUCAACCCCGUCAUAUACAUCUUCAUGAAUAAACAGUUCUACAAGUGCUUCCUGAUCCUGCUGGGCGUAAAGCACAGCGCCCUGGAGAACGGCAACACCUCCAUGCCCUCCAAGACCACGGCCAUCCCGCUCAACCGCCGCGUCUACAACAAUGCGCAGACGGCCACUCCCGAGGUAGCCGCCCCGCCAUCAAAUCCAGCCGCAGCCAAUCACAGCCAGGAGUGCAGCUCCCCGGGCUCGGACAAGACCAACCCUCUCGAAGAGUCCACCCAGCCACCCUCACCGUCCGGCGCCAGAGCAGAGCAAAUAGACACCUAGCAAUGUGUACUGUGUGUGUUUAUGUGUGACUGUGUGUGUGUGUGCGUGCGUGCAUGUGUGUGUGCAGCAUACAUGUUCAGUAUGUAUGUGUGUGUGUGUGUGUGUGUGUGUGUGUGUGUGUGUGUGUGUGUGUGUGUGUGUGCAUGUGACAUUGUGUGUUUGUGUGUGCACAUGCUUGUUGUGCGUUUGUAACCCUUUGUGCAACAGUGGUGAUGUUCCAAGUGUCUCAUCCAACAUCAAUCUUGUCAGAUCCAAACCCUCCUGAUCUGGGUAAAUGUGUGGCCUUCCUCAGUUCCGUAGGCCUGGGGUGGAUGCCUCGAAACUGUAGUUGCUGUCUAUGUUAGCUACUUUGUUGGCUGCAAUGCAAUUACCCAUUGGCAGCUACCCACGUUGCUAACUGGGUAACAACUACUCUUUCGAGAAACACAACCCUGUAUGGUAUAUACAGUGCAUACAAUUGGUGUGGUGGUGUUCCUACUCUACUGUACUCUACCUUCAUUGAACCAUGUGCUACCUGAACACAAGCCUCUGGAGUCUGACGUGUG